This is a messenger RNA of Suricata suricatta (meerkat), 8444 nucleotides long. RefSeq names its product Rap guanine nucleotide exchange factor 6 (gene RAPGEF6). The transcript is spliced from 28 exons. Gene Ontology annotation, molecular function: protein binding; guanyl-nucleotide exchange factor activity. The record is from RefSeq and is a predicted model, not a curated record. Gene Ontology annotation, biological process: small GTPase-mediated signal transduction; positive regulation of ERK1 and ERK2 cascade. Bases 214 to 5037 code for a protein of 1607 amino acids. NCBI's taxonomy places the organism in Eukaryota, Metazoa, Chordata, Mammalia, Carnivora, Herpestidae.
CGCCCCCGUGCGGGCUUCCCUCUGGCCAGUCGCGCGUGGGCUGAGGCCCUGGGCGGGCGUUGCGAAGGCUUGUUUGCUCUAGCGCUGACCCCCGGGCGGUCCGGAGUUCUCUACCUCGCGGGUGGAUGGUGCAGACCCCCUACUUAAGGUGAAUGUGCCGUUUCGUCGGCUGCUAAGGACAGGCUGGGGAGCCCGGGGGCCGGGGCAGCGGCCAUGAACUCGCCCGUGGACCCCGGCGCUAGGCAGGCGCUGAAGAAGAAGCCUCCCGAGCGGACCCCCGAGGAUUUAAAUACUAUUUAUUCUUAUCUUCAUGGAAUGGAAAUACUGUCAAAUCUCAGGGAACAUCAGCUUAGAUUAAUGUCUGCGAGAGCACGCUAUGAGAGAUACAGUGGCAAUCAAAUUCUUUUUUGUUCAGAAACGGUUGCCAGAUGUUGGUAUAUCCUGCUUUCUGGAUCUGUGCUUAUGAAAGACUCCAUGGUCUUGCCUCCUUGCAGUUUUGGUAAGCAGUUUGGAGGAAAAAGAGGAUGUGAUUGUCUUGUAUUAGAGCCUUCAGAAAUGAUUGUGGUAGAGAAUUCCAAAGAUAAUGAAGAUAGUAUUCUACAAAGAGAAAUUCCUGCCAGACAGUCUCGACGAAGGUUUCGGAAAGUUAAUUAUAAAGGAGAGCGCCAAACCAUCACCGAUAAUGUGGACAUUAACAGCUAUCUUUCUCUUCCGGCCGAUCUUACCAAGAUGCACAUCACAGACAACCCUCAUCCACAGGUGACUCACGUGUCUUCUAGUCAGUCUGGUUGUAGCAUUGCCAGUGACUCUGGGAGCAGCAGUUUAUCUGAUAUCUACCAGGCUACAGAAAGUGAGGUAGGAGAUGUAGACUUAACACGUCUUCCAGAAGGACCUGUUGAUUCUGAAGAUGAAGAAGAGGAAGAUGAAGAGAUUGAUCGAACAGAUCCACUACAGGGACGAGAUCUUGUUCGAGAAUGUCUUGAGAAAGAACCUGCAGACAAAACUGAUGAUGACAUUGAACAGUUACUGGAGUUUAUGCACCAGCUCCCUGCUUUUGCGAACAUGACCAUGUCUGUAAGGAGAGAACUCUGCUCCGUGAUGAUUUUUGAAGUGGUAGAGCAGGCUGGAGCGGUUAUUCUUGAAGAUGGGCAAGAGCUUGACUCAUGGUAUGUUAUUUUAAACGGCACUGUAGAAAUCACUCAUCCAGAUGGAAAAGUUGAAAAUCUCUUUAUGGGAAAUAGUUUUGGAAUUACUCCCACUCUGGAUAAGCAGUACAUGCAUGGAGUUGUUAGGACUAAAGUAGAUGAUUGUCAGUUUGUCUGCAUAGCCCAGCAGGAUUAUUGGAGAAUUUUAAAUCAUGUGGAGAAAAAUACCCAUAAAGUUGAGGAAGAGGGAGAAAUUGUUAUGGUGCAUGAACACCGUGAACUAGAUCGGAGUGGAACCAGGAAAGGACACAUCGUAAUCAAGGCAACACCUGAGCGUCUCAUCAUGCACUUAAUAGAAGAGCAUUCUAUUGUGGACCCAACUUAUAUAGAAGAUUUCCUACUGACUUAUAGGACAUUUCUUGAAAAUCCUUUGGAUGUUGGGAUCAAACUGUUGGAAUGGUUUAAAAUUGACAGCUUAAGGGAUAAGGUAACACGGAUUGUGUUAUUAUGGGUAAAUAAUCAUUUUAAUGAUUUUGAAGGUGAUCCUGCUAUGACUCGAUUUCUGGAGGAGUUUGAAAAAAAUCUGGAAGAUACAAAAAUGAAUGGUCAUCUUCGGUUAUUGAAUAUUGCCUGUGCUGCAAAGGCCAAGUGGAGGCAGGUUGUGCUGCAAAAGGCUUCCCGGGAGUCCCCUCUGCAUUUCAGCCUUAACGGAGGAAGUGAGAAGGGAUUUGGUAUUUUUGUUGAAGGAGUAGAACCUAGUAGCAAAGCUGCUGAUGCCGGACUGAAACGUGGUGAUCAGAUAAUGGAAGUAAAUGGACAAAACUUUGAGAACAUUACAUUUGCAAAGGCCCUUGAAAUUUUAAGGAAUAAUACGCACCUUGCACUUACUGUGAAGACCAACAUUUUUGUGUUCAAAGAGUUGCUUAGUAGGACUGAACAAGAAAAAUAUGGUGUUCCGCAUAUUCCUAAAAUUGCUGAAAAAAAAAGUAAUCGCCAUUCAAUCCAGGAUGUACCAGGAGAUAUUGAACAGACAUCACAGGAGAAAGGAAAUAAGAAAAUAAAAGCAAAUACUGUUUCUGGUGGGAGAAAUAAAAUCAGGAAAAUUUUGGAUAAAACACGGUUUAGUAUCCUGCCUCCAAAACUGUUCAGUGAUGGAGGCCUGAGCCAGUCACAAGAUGACAGCAUUGUGGGAACAAGACACUGCAGGCACAGUCUGGCUAUAAUGCCUAUACCUGGAACACUCUCCUCCAGCAGCCCUGAUCUCCUGCAGCCUACCACCAGCAUGUUGGAUUUUUCUAAUCCUGCAGAUAUUCCUGAUCAAGUUAUACGAGUUUUCAAAGCAGAUCAACAAAGUUGCUACAUUAUCAUCAGUAAAGACACUACAGCUAAAGAAGUUGUUUGUCAUGCUGUUCAUGAAUUUGGUUUGACUGGUGCGUCUGACACAUAUUCUCUCUGUGAAGUUUCUGUUACUCCUGAGGGUGUCAUAAAACAGAGAAGACUUCCGGACCAGUUCUCCAAAUUAGCUGAUAGAAUUCAGCUCAAUGGAAGAUAUUAUUUAAAAAAUAACAUGGAAACAGAAACUUUAUGUUCAGAUGAAGAUGCCCAAGAGCUAGUCAAGGAAAGUCAGCUGUCCAUGCUGCAGCUCAGUACCAUUGAGGUGGCCACUCAGCUGUCAAUGAGGGACUUUGAUUUGUUUCGUAAUAUUGAACCUACUGAAUACAUUGAUGACCUUUUUAAGUUAGAUUCCAAAACAGGAAAUACUCACUUGAAAGAGUUUGAGGACAUUGUUAACCAGGAGACAUUCUGGGUUGCUUCAGAGAUUUUAACUGAACCAAAUCAGCUCAAACGAAUGAAGAUUAUUAAACAUUUUAUUAAAAUUGCACUUCAUUGUCGAGAAUGUAAGAACUUCAAUUCCAUGUUUGCAAUAAUAAGUGGCUUGAACCUGGCAUCUGUAGCACGACUCAGAGGUACUUGGGAAAAAUUACCAAGCAAGUAUGAGAAACACCUCCAGGAUCUACAAGACCUCUUUGAUCCAUCUAGAAACAUGGCAAAGUAUAGAAAUAUUCUUAGUAGUCAAAGCAUGCAGCCUCCAAUUAUUCCACUCUUCCCUGUUGUCAAGAAAGAUAUGACAUUUCUACAUGAAGGAAAUGACUCCAAAGUAGAUGGUUUAGUGAAUUUUGAGAAGCUAAGAAUGAUUGCCAAGGAAAUCCGUCAAGUUGUUCGGAUGACUUCUGCUAACAUGGACCCAGCUGUGAUGUUUCGACAGAGGUCACUGAGUCAAGGCAGCACAAACUCAAACAUGCUGGAUGUCCAGGGAGGUGCUCACAAGAAAAGAGCACGCCGCAGCUCUCUGCUUAAUGCCAAGAAGCUAUACGAGGAUGCCCAAAUGGCAAGAAAAGUGAAGCAAUAUCUCUCCAGUCUGGAUGUAGACACAGAUGAGGAGAAGUUUCAGAUGAUGUCACUGCAGUGGGAGCCUGCCUAUGGUACCUUGACUAAGAAUUUCAAUGAGAAAAGAUCAGCCAAAUCAUCAGAGAUGUCUCCAGUGCCUAUGAGGUCAGCGGGCCAAACAGCUAAGGCACAUUUGCAUCAGCCUCACCGAGUGAGCCAGGCACUCCAAGUGCCAGCUGUUAAUUUGCACCCCAUCAGGAAGAAGGGACAAGCAAAGGACCCCGCCACAUUAAGUGCAAACUUACCUCAGAAAGUUUUAGGGACAACUGAAGAAAUAAGUUGUCGGAAACAUCCAGAAGAUACAAUCUCCGUGGCGUCGUCCUUACAUUCUAGUCCUCCUGCAUCUCCGCAAGGCUCCCCUCGCAAAGGUUGUACGCUUACACCAUCAACUAAAUCUGACAACUUGUCUGACUCCAGCCAUAGCGAAAUUUCUUCACGAUCCAGCAUUGUGAGCAAUUGUUCUGUUGACUCCAUGUCUACAGCUCUGCAGGAUGAACGGUGUUCUUCACAGGCUGUGGUGGUCCCUGAAUCUGCUGGGCCAUUAGAAAAAACAGAACACUCCUCAGGGAUAGGAGACCAUAGUCAGCUGGGCCCUGGGUGGACAAUGUCAAAGCCAUCUCUAGUCAAGAGCUUAGCGGUCUCAUCUUCUGUGAGUAACGAAGAGAUUUCUCAUGAACAUAUCAUUUUAGAAGCAGCCGAUAGUGGUCGUGGAAGUUGGACUUCCUGUUCAAGCAGCUCCCAUGACAACUUCCAAAGCCUUCCAAACCCAAAAGGCUGGGAUUUUUUGAACUCUUACCGACAGACCCAUCUCGAUGGCCCCAUUGUUGAAGUUGAACCUCCUGACUGUGAGCCCUAUUCCUGUCCUAAAGGCUGCUCUAGAACUUGUGGUCAAUGUAAAGGAAGCCUAGAGGCUAAUCAGAUGAGACAGAGCUGGGCCUCUUCCAGUUCUCUGUCUGACACAUAUGAACCAAACUAUGGGACGGUUAAGAGGAGAGUGUUGGAGAGCACCCCGCCUGAGUCCUCUGAAGGCUUGGACCCCAAGGAUGGCACUGACCCAGUUUAUAAAACUGUUACUUCAAGUACAGAAAAGGGCUUGAUUGUGUACUGUGUCACCUCACCCAGGAAGGAGGAUAGGUAUAGGGAGCCGCCUCCCACUCCUCCAGGAUACAUGGGCAUUUCUUUAGCGGACCUAAAGGAAGGACCCCACCUACACCUAAAACCUCCAGAUUAUAGUGUGGCAGUGCAGAGGUCAAAGAUGAUGCAUAACAGCCUCUCUAGACUGCCACCAGCCUCUCCCGGUAGCAGCCCCGUGGCCUGUGUUCCAUCGAAGAUUGUAACUCAGCCUCAGAGGCAUGUUUUGCAACAACCACCCCAUCCUAAACUAGCAGAUGUGACUGACGCAGAUAGCGAAGCAGAUGAGAAUGAACAGGUCUCGGCGGUCUAGUCUCUGGAGGACCCGUUUGAAGUUUACCGAAAGUCGUCGGGGAAGGAGUGGGCAGAACCACCUCGUGAUUCCGCAGGCCGUUGCCACCAAGAAGCUUGCUGCUGCUGCUAACCCAGAGGUCUCGUUCCCGGUGCCCUGAGCAAGGAGAUAGCCCUGAGUUAUGCUUCCUUUCCUUUAACCUUUGCAGACGCCUAGUUUGCUCAGCUAUGGAUGUCAUGCCUGGAGACCAGUCCUCACGUCCUACACCAUACCUGCCUUGGGACCACAGUUACUGGAACACAUUGAAACUCAGAGUCCUCCCUGUGUAGAUCAGUGUAGACUUUUCUUUAAAAAGUUAUUUUUAAAAGAAUAGUGGUAGUAUUUCCAAGCCAUAGCUUGGGGUAAUGGACAAAUUCACAAUGUCUGCCAAUACCAAGGAUAUUCUUGUGUAUUUGAAAAGUAACUUAUUAUUACACAUUUGGUGGUUUUCUUUGUAUUGGGGAGCUGUCAUUAGUGGAUGUUUGUUUUAGGCCGUAAAACUGUCUCUGGUCUGACCAAACUGAAGUCCUCUUUACGGGAUGAUAUGCGUAAUGUAUACAGACAUGAGCUUGGUCUUUCGCACCAGUGCAGUGCAGGGUCAGCAUUUGCGGGAGGAAGGAAGCUCUCUGUGGUUGAGGUGUUAGGAGGGCGACACCGCCGUCUGCUGAUCUGGAAGGCCAGGGGAUGCCGCCGCGGGGUUUCUUACCAGUCCUGGGGGAGGGAGGCUCUCAUUAGGUCGGUAGCCACCCUCAUCUCUAGAGAACGAAAUUUUCCUUAAACAUGUAUACCAACCCUUUCUGAAGUGAAUGUCCUGCUGCAUCUAACGAAAGUACAAAUCUGUUAAGCAGAGAAUGGGUUCUAGAGAGUUCCCCAGAAACCCAAAAGUUUUUCAGUGCUCAGAUAUGGAGUUCUUUUUAAGAAGGAAAUGCAGUCAUUGGUGUGUAAUCAUGGAGAUGAAUUAAGCUUUAUGUAAUGUGCAGCCUCCCUGCCGCUGCGGUCAUCAGCCCCUCAUGAGUGCUCAUGAGUGCGCCAAGGUAGUGAGUGGUUGAAAAUGUUGGGGGGACAGAGGAGCUGGAAUUAUGGGAAUGAUUUCUCUCUUGGUUCGAAGGUUAAGCCCUUGAGAGGAAAGAGAUCUGUGUGUGUUAACUGUCUGUUGGGCAUGGUGUUCUUAAGUAUUUAACUAAAAUUUCGGUGACUGUUUACUGGAUAACCCAGACCUUACACAUUUUUACAAACUAAAUACAGUGUUUUCUGUUAACUUAAGUUUAAAUUUUAUCAUUUGUUUUUAAAUGUAAAUGCAGGUGAAAGCUUAAUUAACUUCUGUGACUACCAAAAAAAAAAAAAAAGCCAAAGCCAUUCACGCGCACUGCCCAACUGCCCACAUCAACUUGGAGCCAAAAUGGGUUUACUUGUGAGUGGUAGUUGUCCGUAUAUGAAUGUAGGAUUCAGCUGGUUUGUGAUUUCCUUUUCAAGACUUGGUUUCUUCCUUUUUUCGUAGCUGUCACUUCCCCCUCUUCUUCCCUAUCCACCCCCACCCCGCUUUGCACUUGUUGUUAAGUAGACUCCCUGGCCUCUGUGGGGCUUGAACUGAGGUUCGUGCUCCACUGACUGAGCCCGCUAGGCGCCUCGCCAGCCGGGUCCCCUUCAUUUUAAAAUCAUGAGUCGUUUCCAGGUGGAAUGAUUGUCUCUUUAUUGUAGGAAAAAUAGCUUAAUCUGAAAACUUUCUUGGGGGUGGGAAGGCCCAAAAUGUCAAUCUGAAACCUAAAGCCUUAAAAAUCUGACCCGCAAGUGUGUUAGGAUGAGGCUAAUUGGCUCUCUAGCUUUCUUGGUCUCUUGACGUGGAAAAUGGCCUGGGUCAAAAAUCCUGGUUUGAAAGUCACACUGUAGUGAUUCAACCUAUAAAUACUGGUCCUUUGAUCACAAAAAAAAUGUUCCUUCACUGAUUUACAGAUUAUUGUUUUAUGUCCAGAGCCAAACAAAGAAAAUGAAAGCUACUUCGGUUACAGUCACUUUUUUGUCACGUUUAUUUAUUCUACUUCAUCCCUCUUUCCCCAGAAAAACUGCACCGUUUGUGAAAUAUCUGUUUAUUUGCAGGUGUUUGAAAUCAUAUGGAGCCUUACCCGUCUUUGUCCUUAAUGGUGUCAGUCAUGUGUUGCACAGAGAGGCCGUGCUUUGGGGCUGCGCCUCGUAGCGGACUUUGUGUCUGGCUGCCGCUGUGAGUGUCUGAGUUCACAGUGAUCAGGAACUAAAGCCAAAUGCUUUGUAGUGUGCUAUGUGUGUGUCCCCCGAGAACUCGUGGAAUACCGAUUUUUAUAUUUUAAUUUUAAUUUAGGGAACAUUUCUGCCUUCUCUUAGUUUGUUACAUGACUAGAACAAGAGAAGCCUUAACCUGUAUUUGCUCCAGUUCUAAAUCCCCAUUUGAUUUUGUUUUUAUUUUAUAAGUUUAAUAAAGUGAAUAGUGCCCUCAUCCCACCUCACCUCUGAAUCUGUCAGGAUUUACUGAAGUAAACCCUCGGUGCAAAGGUUUUGCCAAAUCAGGUUUAACAGAACCGUUUCUUCAUAAUGGAAGAUUUGAACAAUGAGUAAAUCCAGUUUAUCCUUCCAUAAAGGUUUAAGUAGUAGAUUCUUAGUUCCUCCGACUGAUUACUUUGAAUCUGAUCUUUGGGGAGAAAAAAGACUUAACUGGUUUUUCAUCAGGGUGUGAGUCACACUCGUCAUCUGUGUCACCUCCUUGAGACUCUCCCAGACCAGAAUAUGUGGCAGUGAUCACGAGGAUUUCCAAGAACAAGCCUAAUUUUUAUGAGGUGUUCUCUCUCCUAUAAAAAGAAGGAGAGAGUUUCCUUGUAUAUUUAAAACAAUGAUGAUUAUUCUGAUACAUUUUAAGUUUCUAAAAAAUGUGAUAUUAAAGUAGAUGUAUCCCUUUAGCAGUACCUUAAAGGCUAGAAGAAAGGGAUAAAUCUUCAAAAAAGUGUCACAGUACAUUUUCAGAUUUAAACUUGAACUCCAGUUCAUCUUUAGCUUUUGUUGUGCUUUUUAAGGCUUCUUUAUUUUUGAUACACAGAAUGCAGUUGUACUUGAUCUUUUGAAAUAGAAACAUGAGAGCUUAUCAGAAAACGACAAAACAAAACUGCACAGUUAUAAUAAUCAAAUGCAAUUAUACUGCACAAUUCAGUGAUUGUAAAGCAUCCUGUAACGAGCAAUGUUUGUCUCCUAUUUUUUGAUACCUCUUAAACUUAUGUCUUUUAGAAAGACAGUGCCUCUGUAUGCUUUUUGUAUUUUUACUGAAUGUAAAUAUUUGUUAUAUUUUUGGUUAAGAGAAUGUAAAAGUACCGUUUAUUAUUAUCAUAUCUACUAAUACAUUGGUGGAAUAAAUAAAGAAUCUACAUUAA